This is a messenger RNA of Aethina tumida (small hive beetle), 612 nucleotides long. RefSeq names its product 39S ribosomal protein L30, mitochondrial (gene mRpL30). The record is from RefSeq and is a predicted model, not a curated record. The transcript is spliced from 3 exons. Gene Ontology annotation, molecular function: structural constituent of ribosome. Gene Ontology annotation, biological process: translation. Gene Ontology annotation, cellular component: mitochondrion; large ribosomal subunit. Lineage: Eukaryota; Metazoa; Arthropoda; Insecta; Coleoptera; Nitidulidae. The coding region runs from base 37 to 570 and encodes 177 amino acids.
GAUUAACCACAUUUUUUAAACAAUCUUUAACCUAAAAUGUCUAGAUUAUUUAAAAUAUUUUCACCUUCUCUACAGAUAACAAGAAAUUUGGGAAGACGAAAAUAUGUAUGGUCCAAUGAAGGCAUCCAAUAUCCAUGUUUCAAAUACUAUCCAAAGACACCUGAUUUUAAAGACCCACCUUAUGAACCGACUAAAUUAUUCAGAGUUGAAAGGAUAAAACCAUUAAAAGGAUUACCUUAUUGGGAGAAAAAUAUUUUGAAAGAAUUUAAACUGGAUGGCAAAAUGAGAUCACCUGUAGUUAUUAAAAACAUACCGGAAAAUAAUGGACGAUUAUGGAAGGUUAAACAUUUAAUUAAAAUCCAGCCUAUCACAUUUCCUGAUGGUUUUCCAAAGGACACAAGAGGUACAUAUUUAAAGGAAAAUGGAGAAUUAACAGUGCUGAAAGAUCUAUCAUCAUCUGUAGAAAAGAUACAACUUGCAGAUGAUUAUAAAUCCUCAAAGAAAAGAUUAGAUGGGGAUACAUUGAGAAGGAAUUCAAGAUUGAAGUGGUUAACAGGAUGGGAGUCUUAGGUGAUUGAGUAUAAUAAGCAAUAAAAUGUAUAUAAAAAAGAA